Molecule: messenger RNA, 5310 nt
Organism: Schistosoma intercalatum
Lineage: Eukaryota; Metazoa; Platyhelminthes; Trematoda; Strigeidida; Schistosomatidae
Source: the annotation of a GenBank genome assembly
GUUCACACUACCGCAAUACAUAAAAGUUCUCAUCUUACGGUAUAGACUCUGUUGAUUGUUGGAUAGUACACAUAUGGAUGUUGUGAUUGAUAGUCGGGAUUCAGUGAGUAAUCUCGAUCAGUCCCGUUGGGGCAUAAAUCUAGACAAUUUACUGAAUGAUUCAGACGGUGUGGAAUUUUUCAACAAAUUUCUUUCCUAUAAACAUUCUGCAAGUCAUCUUCUUGAUUUCUGGUUUGCCUGCAAGGGCUUUCGGUCAAAUGCUGACUUGUCCAAUCCUGACAAACUUUUUCAAGUCGCUAAAGUUAUUUAUAGGACUUAUAUAAAGUCAGGUGCUUCACAUGCAGUUCCGCUUCCUUAUAUUUUAAAACAAAACAUUAAUGAGUGCCUGUCGUCCUACCAUCAUGGGUACAAAAAAGGCCUCUCUUCCAAUGCUUCUGUACAACCCCCUGAUCGGUGUCUGUUUGACUCAGCACAGAAUGUUGUAAAAAGUCUUCUGGAGCAAAAAUAUUAUCCCGAGUUCCUUACUUUCAUCGCAUGUCCCAGCAAUUUAUUAUGUAUAACUUCAAGUGGACCACUCUGUUCUGACAGAAAAACACGAAACAAGUACCUCGAGUUUCUUUAUUCAGACUAUAAACUGGAAAGUCGUCGAUCAAAUCGCACUAAGCACAAGUCAUUUUCUGAAUACAAUAGGUUUUCUGCUGAUCAAUCUCCUGGCGCCAAGAAUUUUCAUCCCUUAUACACUCCAGAUUAUAACCUUGCCAAUAAUAAUAAUAAUAAUUGUAAUAUACCUUCAACUUCGGAACAAAUUUCUACAAAUCCUUUUGUUCGACUAACUACCAGUUGGACAUCUUCAACAAUCCAAUCACCAAUUAUUCAUUCUGCACAACCUGAUUUUCACUAUGAUAAGUCAAGUAAAUCACAUCAUCACCAUCGAUCAACUAGUCGUCAUCAAUUCUUUAAUAUCGACGAUCUUCCACUACCUGGUAAUAUUCCUAAAAUGCCUGCAACAGCGAAUGAUUCCAUAUUAACUGAUAGUCAUCUACAACAAAUAGACAAUCAUGCAAAAGAUGCAACCAGUUCAAAACGACAACAUGAUAACAGCAACAUUUGUGACAGUCAAUCACAAUUCACAAAUCAACCGUGUUUUAUGAAUAAUAAUAAUAAUAAUAAUAAUAAUAAUAAUAAUAAUAAUAACAAUAAUAAUAAUAAUAAUAAUAAUAGUAAUGAUAAUCCACAUCCUGGAAACGGUUCAAGUCAAUUAUUAACACAAGCACCUAUCACAUCUUCAUCAGUAAUAACAAUGCAGUCAGUGAAUUCAACAUCAAAUAAUGUUGAUUUACCAUUUAUGCAUUCAAUUAAUUUACGACAAACACAUCAAUCGGAUAAUCUCAUAAAAGAGUCUAAUACUACUAAUACUACUACUACUACUACUAAUAAUAAUAAUAAUGAUAAUAAUCCUCCCAAAAUAAACUGGACAAUAAGAAAACAAACAAAUUUAGCUGAAUCAGAUCCAGUUUCAUUUGUUCAAUUAUUAACUGAUCGAUUAGAGAAAAUAAAAGAAUCACGUGGUAAAUUAGAAAAAUUAAUGUCACUUGUUAAUCAUCAGGUUGAUGAUAAACAUCUAACAGAGUCUAAAACUACUCUACCAAUAGGACAAACUGAUCCAAAUGAAUUCAUUUCUACUGUUAAUCAACAUAAUUCAUCACAUCAUUUAGAUCAAUCAAAUUGGUCACAAUUAAAAUCUAAUUCAUUUAUAAAUACAACCAAUAGUAUAAUGAAUGAAACAAAUUCUUCAACUAUUCAACAAUCUACAUUAAAUUAUCCUUAUAAUUCUACAUUGAUUAUGAAUACUGGAUCACAAUUAUUGAAUAGUGUCAAUAAAUUUCAAAAUGCUCAAGAAAUAUUAGAUGAUCAUUGUUCACGAAUUUGGGCAGAUGAAUCCGAUAUGAAUAUUGACACUCAAUUAUUAUUAUCAUAUUCAAAAAGAGAACAAAAUAAUUUGAUGCAUACACCGUAUCCUUCAAUGUUAUAUGAUGAUACACUUGUAAAUUCAAUGAAGCAUAAUACAACUGGUAUUGUACGCAAUGGAUCUAAUGUUAAAGAGUAUGAAAUGAAAAAAAUAAUGGAAAAAAGUAAACUUACUACAGUAGUUGUUUCGUCUACAGACUCUUCUUUUGUAUCUUCAAAUAAUAAUAAUAAUAAUAAUAACAGGACAGAAAUAUCGGAUAAUUCUCAUCGAAGACGACAUAUUACUGCUUCUGGUGGUAAUGUGACUUAUCGAAGUUUCAGUCGACCUAAUAAAGCUGAUCUACGGUCUAUCGCUUCAUGGGAUAGUGGUGUUGUAAGUAAUUAUUAUGAAAAAAAGCAUCGAUUACAUCAUCACCAUCAUCAUCAUCAUCGUGAUGAUUUAGAUAUUAUGGAUGAUACAGUAGACACUGCAUCAAUUUUAGAAGCGGCUAGUUUGCAAGCUUUAUCAUCAUCAACUACAGAGUUAGCUCUUGUCAAUGGUGAAGUAACUGCUAAACUAGUUGAGAAAAUUAUACGUCAUUAUCCACGUGGAAUAUUCGAUGGUGACGAUGAUUAUGUUAGAAAGAAUCAUACAAAUACAAGUGAAAAGUCAUAUUUUAAAUCAAGUCAAUUCAAAGAAACCUCAAAUCCAAAUUAUGCAUAUCCGUUUAGUAGUAGUAGGUUGAGACGAAGAAGUAAACAAUGUGAAUCUUUUUACGAAUCACCGUCAUCAUCACUAUCUUACCCAAUCCCUGGUGUUAAUUUGAAUUCUACAUGUUCUGUUAACAAUACUACCACUGCUACUACUGGUACCUGUCAACAACACCCUGGCAUAAUGAUCCCAUGUGAAUGUCAUCGUUGUAUUCAUUGUACACAUUCACCAUCAGCAUUAAAUGAUCAUUUAUCAGCAAACUAUUGUAAUUGUAAUUAUAUUCAUCAAUUAAAUGAUAAACCUCAACAUUCUACUACUUGUCAUAGUCAACAAUUGCCCAUUAUUACUGCUUCAGAUACAUCGAGUACUUUUGACUCAGGAAUAUCAUCUGCAUACGAUCAACUACCUUUAAGAAAACAAGUAAACAACAAUCGAGAAAAUCGAAGCCAGAGCCUUCAUAAUUGGCAAACAAAUCCUAAUUUCAAGGAUAAACAUCUUUCCACUCCACGAGGAAACCGUACCCAUUCUGCGUCAAAAUCCAUGUACGACAAUAAUGAUAAUAAUAGCAAUAAUAAUAAUAACAAUAGUGUUACUACUACUUAUACACGUGAGUGCCCUCUAACAAACUGCCUCAUUUCAUCGUGUUAUGAAUUUGAUUCGAAACAGUCAACACCCGGACAACAGUUUAGUCAACAUACUAUGAAUGAUUUACACUUAUGUGAUUCAUGUUCUUCAGUACAUCAUCAUUAUCAUAACAUUCGUCAUCAUUAUCGUCAUUCUCAUUUUCUUCACCAUCAUUCUCACUGUCCAGAAUUGAUGAUCAAUGAUUUGAAUUAUAAAUAUGAUGUGAAUAAUGAUUGUAAAAAGCCAACAAGUGGUAAAUUACUUCAACACUGGUUACAAUUACAACAAAAUUCAUCAGAAACUUUACAUACACCACUUCGACCUACUACUACUACUACUAAUGAUGAUGAUGAUGAGCAGAAAAUAAAAUCUCUAUCUUCAGAUCAUGCUGUGUUGUUGUCCAAUGAUAAUUCACAAGCACAGAUUAAUAAAAAUGGUAAAGAACCAUCAUCAUCAUCGUCACAUGGAAGAAAAUCACAUCAUCAUCACCAUCAUCAUCAUCAUAGUCAUCGGAAAUCUAGCGCACAUCGUAUUGGUAGUAAUAAUGUCAAUAUGACUACUAAUAGUAGUAGUACCAAUAAUAAGAAUCCUAAAAAUUCAAUGAAUGUUGACAAUAGUUUGGAGUUGAACAACAAUAUUCGACUGGAUUUGGACGAAAACGAUGAUGAUCAUGAUGAAAAUAAUACAAGUACACGUUUGGACUCUAAAUUAUCUUCAUCAUCAUCUGGGAUGAUGCAACAGAGUUGCCAUACUACUUCCACAACUGGUUCAUCAGGUGCUGGAUUAGUUGUCGGCUAUUAUCUAUGCGAUGAUCCUGUUCCUUAUCGAACUGUUUGGACUGGUGGUUCACAUAAUCCACCUCCAUCUUCUUCCAUUUCUUCGUCUGGUCUAUUUGUUGAAGUUAAUGAUCAAUCAGAAAUUGUAGACAAUUUUCAAACUAAAUUGAGUAAUCAAUCUUUGUUAACAUUGGGACAAUUUAAACAAUUGAUUGCUAAAAAAGGUGUUUAUCGAUAUUUUUUCAAAAAACCCAAUGAUGAAUUUGGUACUGGUGUAGUUCAUGAAGAAUUAACAAAUGAUAAUGCUAUUCUACCAUUAUGGGAAGGUAAAGUUGUAGCACGUGUAGAACGUGCUGAUUAAUAAUAAUUUCAACCGUUCAAUAUUCUUCUUCUUCUUUUUCUUCAUCCAUGAUCCUUUCCUUUUAAUUUUAUAAUGAUUAAUCUAUGUAUUUGUUUAUUUCUUUUAUGUGUUAUGCUACUCCCCCUCCUCCUCCUCCUCCUCCUCCUCCUACCAUUGCAACUACCUCAUAUAUUUUAUCCCUAUUAAUUAUUGUUCCUGCCAUAUGUACACUUCUUUUUGUUGUUGUGUAUACAUGCAUUGAUGUAUAUCUACCUGCUUAUUUACUCGUAUGUAUGUAUGUAUGUGUGUGUGUAUUGAUAUGAUGAUUAUGUAACUAUCUAUUUAGUAUCUGUACAAACUAUUCUUUUAAUUAACUUUGUGUACAGUUUUAUGUUUUUUUUCUUCUUUUCUUUUCUUGUACAUACAAUAUAUUAUGUUGAAAAUAUUGGAAUCCUACUGUGUACUAUCAUAACGACUAUUAUUUACAAUUACUAAGUCUUAUGAACAGACAAAUUGUAACCAUAAUUGUUUCGAAUAUUUUCAUAUCAAUAUCUAUUUCGAACAUUUUGUUUAUUAGUGAUAAACUUUUGUGUAUGUGUGUCUCUCUCUCCCUCUGUGUGUGUGUGUGUAUGUGUUGAUCUGUAUUACAGUUUGGGUCUGUGCAUUACACUUCACUUCACUCCAACAACGACAGCAACAACAACAACACUCACACACACACACACACACUCUCAAUAAUCCUCAAAUUGUACGUGUAUUUGAAAGAAAAAAAAGAAAGAAGUAAUUGCAUAUAUAAUUAAUUAAUUAAUUAGUUUCAGUUAACUUUGAUUUCUCUCUCUCUCUCUUUCUGUUUUUAUUGUUAUGGUUCUGGUGAAAGUCAUGGAGAUAAAUAAUAUAAUUAUAUAUUUCAA